UGCUUUCCAGCUAUGCUGCAUACAGUCUCUUUCUUUUUUCCCCCAGCUGCUGCAUGAUUCACGUUACUCACAGAGUAGACAUGCACAGGAAAAACAGCAUUUGGAACUUCAUGUCAAGAACAAUAGUUAAGCUGUCCAUACGCUUUAAGGCUUUCUAGGGACAAGCUUAAUUAGGUGUGAUAAUGUUGCUAUGUUGUUGCUGUUUACCGUGGAGUCAUUAAGGACUUAAACUCGAGGACUUGUUGGUUGGAGUUGUGGAUUUAUUCUAUAUACGUGACAGGAUCUUGGCCAUGUCACUCCCAGAGGAGGAUCUUACGUGCCCAGUGUGCUGUGACAUUUUCACAGACCCUGUUCUGCUGUCUUGCAGUCACAGCUUUUGCAGGGGCUGUCUAAAGCACUGCUGGGACACGGGGAUACGAGAGUGUCCAGUUUGUAGGAAAAAAGCUUCAAAGUGCAACCCUCCAUCCAACUUGGCGCUAAAAAAUGUUUGCGAGGCUGUUCUUCAGGUCAGGAGGCUGAGCUCAGUGGAAGGGGAAGACAAGGUGAACUGCAUUCUUCAUGGCGAGAAGCUGAAACUCUUCUGCCUCACUGACAAACAGCCCAUCUGUGUGGUGUGUCAGUCGUCCAAACUGCACAAGACCCACGACUGCUCGCCCAUAGAGGAGGCACUGCUGGACUGCAAGGAUGAACUUGCUUUAUCCCUCAAGAGCCUGCAAGAAAAGCUGGACAACCUCAAAAGAAUUAACAUGACGUCCAAUAACACACUAAUGUGCAUCAAGAGUCAGGCACUGGAGACACAGAAAAUGAUCAAGAACCAUUUUGAGCAGCUGCAUCAAGUCCUCUACCACGAAGAGUCGGCUAGAUUAGCUGCUGUGAAAAAAGAGGAAGAAGAAAAGAUAGCAGGGAUGAAGGAGAAAAUUAAAGAGCUUUCAGCCGAGGUGACGUGUCUGACGGAGACCAUCGCCAUCAUACAGGAACAGCUGAAAGAAGACGAUAUGGUUUUGUUGAAGAAUUUUAAAGAAACACAAGACCGAUGUAAAAGCAUAGUGCUUGGUUCAGAGAACAUGUCUGGGCUGCUGAUUGAUGUGACUAAACACCUCUACAACCUCAAGUACAGAGUCUGGGAAAAAAUCCUGGACCAUGUUGAUUAUACUCCCAUAACCUUAGAUCCAAACACAGCACACCCUUGCCUCAUCCUGUCUGACGAUCUCACUUCCCUGCACUACUCAAAGCAGCCCAGUGUAUGCCCUGACAACCCAGAGCGCUUCCAUAUGAGUGCUGAAGUGGUAGGCAUGACCGCACUAGGCUCAGGAAGUCACCACUGGGUUGUGGAAACAGGAAGUAAUCAUGACUGGCUCCUGGGUGUUGCCUCCAUGUCUGUACCGAGGAACACGGAGAUCUCUGCCCGGCCCAAGAAUGGCUUCUGGACUUUAUGUUUCCGGGAUGGAGACCUGAGAGCAAUGACCUCCCCACCCAGCCUGCUGACAGUUUCUAGAACACCUAAGCAGGUCAAAGUUCAGCUCGAUUACAACAAGGGAACGGUGUCGUUUUUUGACGCCACUGACAACACACUCUUAUAUGCAUUUACACACUCCUUCACUGAACCUUUAUUUCCAUAUUUUUAUACACAGAGCAGUCAUCCAUUGCGAAUACUGCCAGAGAGGGUGCUUGUCACAAUGUUGCGGCAAUAAGUGGACGACUCAUUUAUUCUUUAUCAAGCGAGAAAAUGUAAUCCCGGGAUGAAAUGAAUGUCAAACUAUCAAAGUGGGGAGGAGUGACCUGCUGUAAUGUUACCACUGAAGCAGUCAUUUUACUGUAAUGAGAAUAUUGCUCCUUCUUCAGGCUUGAUGUAUACUCACUGGACACUUUAUCAGGUACACCUUGCUAGUUUAAUGUCGGACCUCCUUUGGACUUCAGAACUGCCCUAAUUCUUUGUGACACAGAUUCAACAAAGUGCUGGAAACAUUUCUCAGAGAUUUCGGUCUAUGGUGACACAAUAGUGACACAAUAGUUGUUGCAGGUUUAUCAUCCGUGAUUCAAAUCUCCUGUUCCACCACAUCCCAAAGGUGCUCUGUUGGACUGAGAUCUGGUGACUGUGGAGCUAAUCUGAAUACAGUGACCUCACUGUCAUAAAACCCAAUCUAAGAGGUUUUGAACUUUGUAAUAUGCUGUAAUAUCCUGUUGGAAUUGGCCAUCAGCAGAUGGGUACACUUUGGUCAUAAAGCACUUUGAGCGCUCCAGUAGAGUAGAAGUGCAUUAUAUGAGAACCAGUCCAUUUACCAUAAAGGGAUGGACAUGGUCAGCAACAAUACUCAAGUGGGCUGUGGCAUUUUAACAGUACAAAGUGUGCCAAGAAUAUUCCCCACUGAACCGUUGAGACAAUGCAGGAUGGACCCAUGCUUUCAUCUUAUAUUAAAUUCAGAUCCAACCAUGUGGAUGUUGCAUUAAAAGUCAAAACUCAUCAGACCAGGCAUCAUUUCUCCAAUUUUCUAUUGUCCAGUUUUGUUCAGCCUGUAUGAAUUUUAGCCUCAGUUUCCUGUUUUUAGCUGACAGCACCUAAUGCAGUCUUCUGCUGCUGUAGCCCAUCUAAUGUGUGAUUCUUUGAGUUGCUGCUUUGAACUGAAAGGAAAGGCUUACUGAUGCAAUAUAAUCCCUUUUCUUUUGGACCAUUCUCUUUAAACUCUAGCGAUGGUUGUGUGGAAAAAUCCCAUUAGAUCAGCAGUUUCUAAAAUACUCAGAAUAUCCCAUCUGGCACCAACAGCAAUCCCGUGUUCAAAGUCACUUAAAUCACCUUCCUUUCUAAUUCUGAUGGUCAAGUUGAACUUCAGUAGGACGUCUUAACCAUGUCUACAUACCCAAAUGUAUUGAACUGCUGCCAUUUGAUUGGCUGAUUAUAUAUUUACUUUAGCAAGCAGCUGAACAGGUGUACCUAACAAAAUGUCCAUUGACUGUAUGUGCAACUAAAGAUAGAAGAUGGUUAGCUUGGGACAAAGCUAGAAAAUUCUACCCUAUCUUUAUCUAAUGUACAAACACAAUACAUUUUGGUUAAUUGAUUUAGUUCAAAACCACAAGUAUGAGAGUAACUGAUAACUUUACAGGGGUAAGUAGUGUGGAAUAAUAACUUUCCAGAGACCCCAUUAGCUGCUUGUUAUAAAAACCCUUUUAAAAUGAUGAACUGUAAACUUUACAAUUAGGCUUUAUGUUGGGAUUUAAAGAGGAUGAUAUAACAGGUCUUAAUAAUAAGUUUUAGAGGUGUUGGGAGACAGAUUUAGUUGUUAAGAUGGCUUUUUCAAUUGGUUUGUAUGCUAUGUCUGCUUUAUACAUUUGAGCAUGGCAUGAAUGUUCAUUCAGUAGGAAAGCAAAUAUAGAUCUGUAUAAAACGCAUUUAACUACAUUGAAUAAAAUCAUAUGUAGAGUUUU
Molecule: messenger RNA, 3420 nt
Organism: Pelmatolapia mariae (spotted tilapia)
Lineage: Eukaryota; Metazoa; Chordata; Actinopteri; Cichliformes; Cichlidae
Product: zinc-binding protein A33
Exons: 6
Coding region: 291-1691 (466 amino acids)
Biological process (GO): protein ubiquitination
Cellular component (GO): cytoplasm
Molecular function (GO): protein binding; ubiquitin protein ligase activity; zinc ion binding
Source: RefSeq, a predicted model, not a curated record